CACUUGAAGCUGUGUGUGCCACUGCUUAGGGACCGGGUAGUUAUUAGUAAGGGGUCUAUUUGUUUUAAUUGUGUACAAUCGAAAAGACAUGACUGACAUUGACAUAAACGGGAGCGCCCCUUCCCUAACAGCGCAAUCAACAACAACCCAGACAAGCAAUCCUCUCUCCAGGAAACUUAACAAGAUCUUGGAAACUCGUCUGGAUAAUGAUAAGGAAAUGUUAGAAGCACUUAAAGCUCUCUCUACUUUCUUUAAUGAGAACAGUUUGAGAAGCAGAAGGAACCUACGUGGGGAUAUUGAACGGCGCAGCUUGUCCAUAAAUGAAGAGUUUGUGACUAUAUUCAAAAAUGUUAAAGAGGAACUUGAAAGUGUAAAUGAAGAUGUGCAGGCCAUGAGCAAAUGCUGCCAGGACAUGACCAACCGUUUAAAGGCAUCAAAGGAACAGACACAUGAUUUGAUUGUGAAAACAACAAAACUUCAAGGAGAAAAUCAGCGGUUGGAGAUUCGGGCUCAGGUUGCAGAUGCUUUUUUGGCAAAGUUCCAGCUUACAUCCGAUGAAAUGAAUGUUCUCCGAGGCAGUCGAGAAGGACCCUUAACAGCGGAAUUUUUCAAAGUAUUGGAAAGAGUUAAACAAAUCCACAAUGAUGUAAAGCUACUUCUGCGAACAAACCAACAAACAGCAGGGCUUGAAAUAAUGGAGCAGAUGGCUUUACUUCAAGAAACCUCAUAUGAGCGUCUUUACCGAUGGACACAAAAUGAAUGCAGAACACUAACUCAAGAGUCUUGUGACAUUUCUCCAAUUCUGUCCCAAGCUAUGGCUGCUCUGCAGGAUAGACCAGUGUUAUACAAAUACACCCUGGAUGAAUUUGGAACAGCAAGGAGGAGUGCCGUGGUCCGUGGUUUUAUUGAUGCACUAACCAGAGGAGGCCCAGGGGGUACCCCUCGUCCUAUUGAAAUGCAUUCCCAUGAUCCUUUGAGGUAUGUUGGAGAUAUGUUAGCCUGGCUGCAUCAAGCAACUGCGUCAGAGAAAGAGCACUUGGAAUCACUGUUAAAACUUGUUAAUAUUCAAGGGGUCGAAGAAAAUAUCCAUGAAGUCGUUGGCCAUAUCACUGAGGGUGUCUGUCGGCCAUUGAAGGUUCGUAUUGAGCAAGUUAUCAUUGCAGAACCAGGUGCUGUUUUACUGUACAAGAUUUCAAAUCUGCUGAAAUUUUAUCACCACACAAUCAGUGCCAUUGUUGGUAACAGUGCGUCAACUUUACUGACUACAAUUGAAGAAAUGCAUUUGUUAAGCAAAAAAAUAUUCUUUAAUAGCCUAAAUCUACAUGCAAGUAAACUCAUGGACAAGGUUGAACUUCCUCCUCCAGAUCUUGGACCAAGUUCUGCACUGAAUCAAACACUUACGUUACUGCGUGAGGUUCUGGUUUCCCAUGAUUCCUCUGUUGUUCCUCUAGAUACUCGUCAAGCUGACUUUGUUCAGGUUUUAUCCUGUGUCCUGGAUCCGUUGUUACAGAUGUGCACUGUAUCCGCCAGUAAUUUAGGCACCGCUGACAUGGCAACCUACAUGGUCAAUUCCCUUUACAUGAUGAAAACAACACUUGCUUUGUUUGAGUUUACAGACAAGCGUCUGGAGAUGCUACAGUUCCAGGUUGAAGCUCAUAUGGAUACUCUUAUCAAUGAACAAGCUUCUUACGUGUUAACAAGAGUCGGUUUAAGUCAAAUAUACAGCUGUGUACAGCAGCAUAAACCGGAACAUGGGCCAUUGGCAAAUUUACCCAACAUGGAUUCAGUAUCACUGAAGGCUGCAAUGGUGCAGUUUGACCGUUACUUGGCUGCUUCUGACAACCUGCUGAUGCCACAGCUUAAUUUCUUUUUAAGUGCAACUGUAAAAGAACACAUUAUCAAACAGUCCAUGGAGCUAGUGUGCAGAGCGUAUAAUGAACUCUAUGAGGCUGUUAUGGAUCCAGUCAAUGGUUAUAAGGAUCCCACAAGUAUACUUCACAGGUCUCCCCAACAAGUUCAAACUCUGUUAUCGUAAACAUUUAUUUGAAGUUCGUAAAUAAAUGGGGGUUUUUUAAUUAAUAUAAUUAUACUUGUAAUACUGUCUCUAUUUGAUAUAACUCUCAUAGAAGAUUUUAAUAUAUGCAAGAAUGAUAUGUGGCUCUUUCAUUACAGUGCUUUGCAAACACAAAUACUAGAUAAAAUAAGAAUAACAAAUAUUUCAGACUAAUUCACGGAGGUGCUGGUUACCUGCAGGAUGUGUCGCACUUGAAAAAAAAGUAUAUGUUCUGUACUCUUUACAUCAACCACCUUCAACAACUCUCUUACACACCUUACAAAAAGAGUUUAAAUACAUCUUUGGGAGUGCAGCCAAUGAGACCAAAUAGUUACUCAAAACAGAUGGUAUUGACACACAUCCACUUUCCAAUAAACAAAACAUUUUUAUAUGCUGCGAAAUUUGCCUGCAAAAAUUGGGAUCUUAGUCACACAAUAUGGCCAUAUUCUGCUUAGCCAGUAAUCAAACUCAAAAGGUGUCCCAAUGUUGACUGGUCCUAACACUACAGUACUUUGCCUUUAUGGGCUGAAUCAUUCCCGCUUUUUCUCUUUAUCAUAGAAUCAGACUCCCUGGCUUUAUAUAUAUAUAUCUCCAAUAAACUGUCAUGAGUACCCCUGAGCUUGGGUAGGGUGCUUUAACCAAUGGAAAAUGGUUUGCCUCCCUUACAUGUAAGCAUUUGAUGUGUAGAGUGCAGUAGCUAUAAUUUUUUUUAUUAUGUACUAGUCGGUACAAAACCUUGCUAUUAUCAGAAUUUUUUAUUUUUUUUUAAUCACUAACUCGUUCUUCAUAUGUAGAACCUUCACUAUUAUAACACCGGAUAAGUAUAAAUUCAUUCUAUUCUUGUGUUAACUAUUGGCUUUUAUAACAGUAAAACAGUAAAAUAUACUAUGUACAGUUAUUAAUAAAAAAAAAUCCCAAACAAAUGGUUUUUGUAUGUAGUUUUCCUAGGCUAGUGGUUCCUCAGGGGUGAAUGGAUUUUUUAUUGGGAGGUCAAAAAUAAAAUUUUGAUCAAUAGGUGAUUUAUGAAAAGGGGAUUGGAAGUACUGGAUAUGUAUAGUUCCCUUCUGCCUCCAUUGACAAUUGUAUUUCUUACUUGUGACUGCUUUAUUAGAGCACCUCAAUAAUUCUUCAGCUGUUUCUACAUGAAUCUUUACUACGCUAGACCCCCCCAUCUCUCUCAGACCCCAAUACUUUACUCUCUUCUAAUCACACCCACCUGCUUUGUCAGACCAUUUCUCUAUUAGCCAGUUCACCUUGCUCAAUUCAUAUUGCUUUAUUUUAACAACAUGUCUGAUGUUCCUUUCCCCUCCUCCUUAGAUUCAUUUAUUACUUUAGAUUUAAAAAAAACCAUUUAAAAUAUUUUGACUUGUUUUUCUUCAUUUCAAGUAUACAUUUUGUAUUUUGAUAAUGACAAUAAAAAGUUGAAAGCCUGAUGAUAA
Molecule: messenger RNA, 3492 nt
Organism: Bombina bombina (fire-bellied toad)
Lineage: Eukaryota; Metazoa; Chordata; Amphibia; Anura; Bombinatoridae
Gene: COG6
Product: component of oligomeric golgi complex 6
Exons: 19
Coding region: 89-2035 (648 amino acids)
Biological process (GO): intra-Golgi vesicle-mediated transport
Cellular component (GO): COG complex
Source: RefSeq, a predicted model, not a curated record